Fusarium sp. VM40 is the source of this 726-nucleotide messenger RNA. The record is from the annotation of a GenBank genome assembly. Lineage: Eukaryota; Fungi; Ascomycota; Sordariomycetes; Hypocreales; Nectriaceae.
AUGUCCUUCAACAGCCUCUACCAGUUCCAGCUAUGUACCCUCAUCUUAGCAAGCCAAGUCAGAGCUAAUUUCUGGCUCAACCAGCUUGACAGUUAUGACUCCCUACCAUACUGUGCCGAAGGCCCCAUCAGCAGCAUCGUCCGAGACAUGGUCUCCGAGUGUGGCGAUGGCGGUAGAACCACCUCGUACAGCUGCUUCUGUACACGGAGCUCUUCCAAGUUCGAGAACAUCAUUGCUACCGCCGUCGCCAAGGAGUGCUCUCACUGGGGAACUGAGGCUUCCAGUGCCACGAGUAUCUUCCAUGAGUACUGCCAGCUUGGUAACGGUGUCCUGGCGAGCACUGCCGUAGAAGAUCUUCCGACCGUCACAAGUGGUCUAUCAUCUCGGACGUCACGUACAAGCAGCACUGCACAGCCAGAAGAAACGGAAGCCUCGACGGCUUCAACUACACCAACUUCCAAUGACCUUCACAUCGGUUCCAAGAUAGCCAUCGGGGUAUCAGUUCCAGUUGGUGUCAUAUCUCUGUGUGUUGUCGGGUUCCUUUACAUGAGACGCAGACAGAGAAGACGUAAAGUCGACGGAGGUGACGCUGGGCUAGAGCAAAAGGUCACUCCCAAUCUUUAUGCAAAGGCCGAAAUGGAUGGAAAUUCCAAGCCUGUGGAGCUGCCGGCGUCUGAGGCUAGACUUCAGCCCGAGGAGAACCGAGAUGUUUAUGAAGCGAGGUAG